CCCAAAUAUCUGUCCAUCUGGUCACUGUGAGUCUGAGCAAAGACAUGGUUUUACUUGGGCAACAUCAAUCCAGGAAAACAAACACCCCCUCUUCACUCACAAUCUCAAGCGUGUGAAUAACACUAACCAAUCACAUGCCAUUAUAGCAUGACAGUGUUUCCAAAAGCAUCAAACUACAAGUGUUAUUGAACAAGUAGUAAUAAUUCUGUCUGCCCUUUACAGUUUUCCAUCUCAAGGCUCAAGACACAGUUUGGUAUCCAAAACAGAAAAUUUACCAAAGCAAACCCAAUAACCCAGAAACCGAUGGAAGAGAGACAAAUCAAAGGUUAAAGAAAGAAAAAUCAAAGCUUUGAAAGAAACAUGGAAAGUCAAGAAGAGGUAGAGGCUACAAGAAUACAGCAGCAGCAACCAUCAUCAACAUACAGUUUAUUCAUAACAGUUAUGAGCAAAAGGAGAACAUGGGUAUGUCUUUUUGUGUUAGUAUAUACAAUCCUUUUAUCAUCUUCAUGGAAUUUACUUAAAUCCGUACUUUCUUGGUACAAAGAACAAUCCCAAGUUGCCACUUCUUCUGGGUGGCCUGCUUUAUAUGCAUCAGUUCUUUUAGGUGCAGUUUUUGGACUUCUUUCGAUGGUUGCAGCUCUUGCAGUUGCUGUACCAGCAACUCUGGUUAUAUGGAUCACUGUUGUUGUGUUAUUAGCUUUCUUUGGGAAGCCAAGAAGGGCUUUGGUUAUUGAAGGGAGAAAGAUUACAAGAGAAAUUAUUGGGUUUGUUUUCAAGAUCUUGUUAAAAGAAGGGAAUUUUGUUGCUGCUGUUUGUGCUGUUCUUGGUUACUUUGCUCUUGUUAGAAGGAAUUAUGAAGCUGAUUGAGUUCAUUAUAUUGUCAAUUCUCUUGGUUCUUACAGAUGGGAAUCAAUUUGUGUUUGAUAGUUUUUAUUUUAUUUCUUGGGUUUAGAAUUAGGGUAUGAGUUGGUAAAGUUUUUAAGGUUGAUCUGUAACAAAAUUACUAGCUUUCUAAUUCUACUGCAAUAUGCUCUUUCUAAUUA
This is a messenger RNA of Ricinus communis (castor bean), 1043 nucleotides long. RefSeq lists its product as uncharacterized. The record is from RefSeq and is a predicted model, not a curated record. The transcript has a single exon. NCBI's taxonomy places the organism in Eukaryota, Viridiplantae, Streptophyta, Magnoliopsida, Malpighiales, Euphorbiaceae. The coding region runs from base 361 to 867 and encodes 168 amino acids.